AUGACUUCGAAGCUAGUUCCUCCCCAUCCCGAAUCCGUGAUGUCUAUACGGCAGGUAACGCCGAACAUCACGACUUGCUCUGCUCCAUUCUACCGAUUUGGUAGGAUAAAGCUGUCAGUCAAGCUUCAAUCCGGCGCAUUGGCAGUAUUCUCCCCCACUGCUCUCACCCCUGAAGUCCGCUCUACCGUUGAAUCAUUGGGCAACAAAGUCUCCUAUAUCGCAGCAUUAGACUUUGAACACCACAUAUAUCUCGGAGAUUGGGCUAAAGCGUAUCCUAACGCGAAAUUGAUGGGUGUAGAAGGGUUACCUGAGAAGAGAGAGAAGAACCCGGAGACUAAGGGCAACAUCUUCAAAUAUGUCUGGACUAAUCAGAACAAGGACCAUUUGAAAGUCGAUGAGGAUUUUGACAAGGAGUUUGAUUAUGAAUAUGUUGGCUCACACGCGAAUAAGGAGCUAGUAUUCCUGCACAAACCAGACAGAACCUUGAUCGAGGCGGACAUGAUGUUCAAUCUCCCUGCGUAUGAGCAGCAUAGCAAGGACAAAGAAAACGCGGAGUCUGGAAUUUUGACGAAGCUGUUCACUGGAUUCCAAAACACGAAAGGAACGGCACUUUGGCAGAAGAGAUUCCUGUGGUACGUGGCUAGUUCGGCGAAUCGGCCAGACUUCAAUACCAGCGUUCAUAAGAUCAAUGGGUGGAAUUUUGAUAGAAUCAUUCCUUGUCAUGGGGAUGUCAUCGAGACGGGUGGGAAGGGAAUAUUUCAGAAGUUGUUUGCGUGGCACCUUCAGGCUGGAAAGAAGGACUCCUGA
Bacidia gigantensis is the source of this 807-nucleotide messenger RNA. RefSeq lists its product as uncharacterized. Bases 1 to 807 code for a protein of 268 amino acids. NCBI's taxonomy places the organism in Eukaryota, Fungi, Ascomycota, Lecanoromycetes, Lecanorales, Ramalinaceae. The record is from RefSeq and is a predicted model, not a curated record. The transcript has 2 exons.